AUGUCCGGCUAUCCAUAUCCCAAGCUUACGCUGUGCCUAUACUUCCUGAACUUUUCUUCUUCUAACUCGCACCGCGGAGUAAGAUGUGAAGAUUGCAGGCCGGCCCUCCAUCGUCAUUCAGAUGACGUAUAUCAUUUAGGAGAUUCCGAAGAUUUGACUCUAGAUGAUCAUAAUACGCACGCUCUGUUUUCCAACGAGAAGAUAAGAUUUAAGAAUCAUGCCCUCAUGAUGGUAGACGAGACGUCAUCCCCUGCAAUUACUCACUAG
Aspergillus niger is the source of this 267-nucleotide messenger RNA. RefSeq lists its product as uncharacterized. The record is from RefSeq and is a predicted model, not a curated record. The transcript is spliced from 2 exons. NCBI's taxonomy places the organism in Eukaryota, Fungi, Ascomycota, Eurotiomycetes, Eurotiales, Aspergillaceae. Bases 1 to 267 code for a protein of 88 amino acids.